AGAGGUGGUGGUGGUGGUGGUGGCGGUGGAGGUGGAAGUAAAGGAGGAGCUUGCGUCUAUGAUGACGGUGAUGAUUUCAGUCUUGAUUCCGGACCCUCUCGUCCAAGCAGACCUGGUAGAGGACGGGGCAGUGGAGGCGGUGGCCGAGGUGGCGGGGGCCGAGGUGGCGGGGGCCGAGGUGGUAGCAGUGGUGGGGGCAGAGGUGGCGGUCGUGGUAGCGGAAGCAGUGGUGGCGGAAGGGAUGGAGGUCGAGGAAGAGAUCGUGGGAAAAGCAGCAGCAAGCCUCUCCCAAGGUCCCUGGCGAGGACCCGAACAAGCCCAAAGCCAGGUGACAGCGUCCGGCCGGAGAUGAGCACCAUGCCCAUGCAGAAGAUCUUCAUGACUACUGAGAACCAAGAACAACUCAAGGAGCUGCUGCGGAAUCUGCAGACCCGGGACUUUGAUGAGCCAUACGAUGAAUCUGAUUCAGAUUAUUCUGAAGAAGAAGAGGAUGAAGAGGAAAUUGAUGAGUUGGACCACCGUGACGAGGGCCAGUUUUGGGCCACAACUGAUGAGCCUGUGGAGAAGGCAGAGAGCCCGGUGUAUCUGACCGAGUCGUCUGAUGAGGAACGGCCCACCCCUGAACCUGUCCUCUCCUUAUUCGCCAUAGGAAAACUCUGCAGGUAUGGCUUUGACAGGGAGCGUGGCAAGCAGGCAUUGGAGGCUAGUGGAGGGGAAUUUGGGUCCACUCUGGAAAAGCUCCUCCUCCAGAUUUUCAGUGAGCGCUACGGCCAGAAAGCUGUUUCCCCUGAUGGCCUUGAAGUGGUGCCUAGGGAUGAGUGUUUGAGCCAGAGGCAGGAAGAAGCUCUGGCUCUCGCUGCCAUUUACGGUGAGCGCUUCAACGAGCGCAUUGCCAAUACAGUGUGGACUGUAACCCUGGACCUGUCCUUCCUCUCUGACAAUGCAGCCAAGAAUGGCAGGCAUGGUCGAGGUGGUGACGGAGUCGUCCACAUCCGAGAUGUCUGCCGGUUCUUUUUGAAAGGGCAAGGCUGUCGCUUUGGGGACAAAUGCAAGUUCAAGCACCAGCUCCCCACUAAAGGGAGAUCAGGCUCCCCAGACUCUCAGGGCCCGAGCCAGCCUGGCUUCAGCAGCUUUUCCUCUAAUGAGUAUGAACUAGAGGUGCGUUUUCCCAAAGGAAACCGUUACCCGUUUCAGGCACCAAUAGUCGCCUUCAGCACCACCGAUGUGUCUUUGGGGGCCGCGGGGAGGCUCAGCGUGACGGAGAAAUUGUUCGCAGAAGCGUUGGCCGCAGCAAAGAGCAACGAACCUGUGGUUUACACCCUGAUCACAAUGUGUGAAGAUGAAUCUGCCAUCAAGGAACUGCUGGCUGUCCAGCAUCACAAAUACAGCACGCCUCCGCCUGUGCUGGUGCUCCCUCGACCCUCUGUUCCCAUAGCAAAGAGUAAGAGCGUGAGGAGCAACGCUACUGAGGACAGCAGGAGUAGUAGUGCCAACAGCAGGAGGACAGCACCACCUACCAACCAGAGACACAUUGAUUUGAAAGAGAAAGUGGAGGCGGAGGAGCUGGAUGAGAAGGACGAGGACGACGAGGACGACGAUGAGGAGGACGUUCCAGUCGAGACUGAGAGUUACGUCAACCUGAGGAAGAAGAUGGUGAAUAAGCACAACAUGAAGAUCGACAACAUGCAGAAAGAAAAUGGCAAGCUGUGCCGGGAGUUUAAGAAGAAGCAGUCAUCGGGGCGUUUCAGGUCCAUGUUGGAGCAGAGGAGGAAACUGCCCGCUUGGAACGAAAAAGAGAACAUCUUGGACCUGCUGGAGCGGUGCCAGGUGCUUGUUGUCAGCGGGAUGACUGGGUGUGGUAAGACCACUCAGAUCCCUCAGUUCAUUCUGGACGCCUCUUUAGGGGGUCCGGCAGAUCAGGUGGUGAACAUCAUCUGUACUCAGCCACGCCGAAUCUCUGCCAUCUCUGUGGCCCAGAGAGUGGCGCAGGAGCGAGCGGAGAAUCUCGGCAACUCUGUGGGCUACCAGAUCCGCCUGGAGACCGUUCGGUCGGCUGCCACCAGACUGCUGUACUGCACCACCGGCGUGUUACUGCGGAGACUGGAGAGCGAGGCAGACCUCAAAGGAGUAUCGCACGUCAUUGUGGAUGAGGUGCACGAGCGAACAGAGGAGAGUGACUUCCUGCUGUUGGUUUUAAAAGACCUGAUCAUGCAGAGGCCAGACCUGAAGAUCAUUCUGAUGAGCGCCACACUUAAUGCCAACCUCUUCUCUGAGUAUUUCUUCAACUGUCCCACGGUGCACAUACCAGGUCGUACCUUCCCCGUCGACCAGUUUUUCCUUGAAGACGCUAUCUCUAAAUCCGGGUAAGUACAUGCAGC
Notothenia coriiceps (black rockcod) is the source of this 2378-nucleotide messenger RNA. Its product is annotated as putative ATP-dependent RNA helicase DHX57. Gene Ontology annotation, cellular component: intracellular anatomical structure. The annotation marks the transcript as partial. The transcript is spliced from 10 exons. Gene Ontology annotation, molecular function: helicase activity; metal ion binding; ATP binding. NCBI's taxonomy places the organism in Eukaryota, Metazoa, Chordata, Actinopteri, Perciformes, Nototheniidae. The record is from RefSeq and is a predicted model, not a curated record.